Messenger RNA from Canis lupus familiaris (dog), 6060 nucleotides. RefSeq names its product ELOVL fatty acid elongase 6 (gene ELOVL6). The record is from RefSeq and is a predicted model, not a curated record. Gene Ontology annotation, molecular function: fatty acid elongase activity. The transcript is spliced from 5 exons. The coding region runs from base 205 to 1002 and encodes 265 amino acids. Lineage: Eukaryota; Metazoa; Chordata; Mammalia; Carnivora; Canidae. Gene Ontology annotation, biological process: sphingolipid biosynthetic process; fatty acid elongation, monounsaturated fatty acid; fatty acid elongation, polyunsaturated fatty acid. Gene Ontology annotation, cellular component: endoplasmic reticulum membrane; endoplasmic reticulum.
CCGUAGACAAGUAAAAAGGGUGAUGGACAAACGUGCGGGCACUAAGACCGCAAGGCAUUCAUUUCCUCCGACGGUGGAUGCGGACGCCGGGAGGAGGAGAGCCCCGGAGCGAGGAGCUGGGAGCUGGGAGCUGGGAGCUGGGAGCUGGGAGCUGGGAGCCGCGGCUGCACAGAGAACACGUAGCGACUCCGAAGAUCAGCCCCAAUGAACAUGUCAGUGUUGGCUUUACAAGAAUAUGAAUUCGAAAAGCAGUUCAACGAGAACGAAGCCAUCCAAUGGAUGCAGGAAAACUGGAAGAAAUCUUUCCUGUUUUCCGCACUGUAUGCUGCCUUUAUCUUUGGUGGUCGGCACCUGAUGAACAAACGGGCCAAGUUUGAACUGAGGAAGCCAUUAGUGCUCUGGUCUCUGACCCUUGCAGUCUUCAGUAUAUUCGGUGCUCUUCGAACUGGUGCUUAUAUGGUGUACAUUCUGAUGACCAAAGGCCUGAAGCAGUCAGUUUGUGACCAGAGUUUUUACAAUGGACCUGUCAGCAAAUUCUGGGCUUAUGCAUUUGUGCUAAGCAAAGCACCCGAACUAGGAGAUACAAUAUUCAUUAUUCUGAGGAAGCAAAAGCUGAUCUUCCUGCACUGGUACCACCACAUCACUGUGCUCCUGUACUCCUGGUACUCCUACAAGGACAUGGUAGCCGGGGGUGGUUGGUUCAUGACCAUGAACUACGGCGUGCACGCCGUGAUGUACUCUUACUAUGCCUUGCGAGCGGCUGGCUUCCGAGUUUCCCGGAAGUUUGCCAUGUUCAUCACCUUGUCCCAGAUCACUCAGAUGCUGAUGGGCUGUGUCAUUAACUACCUGGUCUUCUACUGGAUGCAGCAUGACCAGUGUCACUCUCACUUUCAGAACAUCUUCUGGUCCUCACUCAUGUACCUCAGCUACCUUGUGCUCUUCUGUCACUUCUUCUUUGAGGCCUACAUCGGCAAGAGGAGGAAAACAACGAAGGCUGAAUAGUGUUGGAACUGAGGAGGAAGCCAUAGCUCAGGGUCAUCAAGAAAAACAAUAGACAAAAGAAAAUGGCACAAGGAAUCACAUAUGGUGCAGCUAAAACAAAACAAAACACAUGAGCAGACACAAAACCCAAGGCAGCUUAGGGAUAAUAAGGUUGACUUAACCCAGUAAGUUUUAUGAUCCUUUUUGGGUGAGGACUCACUGAGGACACCUCCGUCUCAAAGGACUGCUGCUGGGGAAACCCCAUUCCCUCCUUACCUGUCAGCUCUAGGACAGAGGAGAACAAAAGUGAACCAGAGGCACAGAGAGAAAGAACUAGAAGGUAAACAAAAGCUAUUAACACUCUAUGGGGAAAACAUAUGUACUAAGUGUUCUAUUUCUCUAAGAAUGAAAGAAGUUUGCUUAAGCAACUGUGCGAGCACAUACCCACACAAUCCUUUCUAAUCUUUGUUGACACUAAGCUGGAGCCAAUAGAACAGAUCAAAAUGGAAGAGACACAGGGUGGAUAUCUAGAACCGUAAUGCUUUUGCAAAAAUUAAAGCCUUUUUAAGAGAGGUUAGUAGCUGUAGCCCCUCGUGAGAAAAGACGUCUUAAUCACCUCUCGUGAAAACGGAUGUAAACAAUUGUAUUUCAGCUAAGAGAUGACUGGUGUUUUCUCCCUUCCUAACACAGUCUCGGGCUAGCCAGUUUGCCAGCACCAAACGGGCAUGAUAUUUUUCCAAGGUUCUUUCUGGGAGGAUGGAAACAGUGCAGACCAGGUCCUAAAGGGGUGGCUCCAGCUCAGAGCAUUCCUGAUAAUUUCACUGUAAUUUCUACUCUGAAAUGAGCUGUAAAGAAUUUUCCUUGGUUCAGUUGCCCCAGGCUUUUGAACAGAAGAGUAAAUACAAAAUAGAAAAGUUAAAACUCAACCAAAUGAUUUGAAAAUGGAUUCUGUACCACCUGUAAAAAGGACCAGCCCCAUAGCGUUCUUGAGCUGGGAAAAGGAGAGUGGGGAAAGAAGGGAGCCAAUCAAUCCGACAGACACACUAUGUAUACCCCCUCUCUAUUUGUCUUCACAUACACACUCAUGACUUCCCAAAUGAAACCCUGUUGUACAGUCCAUAUUUUCUAUAUUUUUGUGAAUCUCAAAAAGAAAUCUGCAGGGCUCUUCCUGAUAUUGGGUGAACACUGUGUUUCCGCAUCAUCUGCAUUUGCUCCCCGAGCAAUGCAGAGGUGUGUAAAGUGCCCUCUGCUGGUCAAGUGGAGAUACUUCAACAAAUGCUUCAUGGCAAGUUUGGCUGGAACAGUUGACAACAAAGGGCCCCCUAUAGACUUAUCCUUCAAAUUUUAAAUGAUAUAAAAUACUCGUCAUAUUUUUGGCCAAAUCAGAAGAUCUUCUUGCUUCAAGUCAGCUUCAGAAAUUUUUUUAAAAGGGACUUCUGCUCUGGAACUCAAAAUCAAUUUAUUAAGAGCCAUAUUCUUUAAAAAAGAAAGAAAGAAAGCUAGAUAAUAUAAUAUUAUCUGUAAUACAGUCCUUUACAAGCCAAAUAAAUGUGUAAACAUUCCUAGUAUUUCAAAGAAGCAAUUAUGUAAAAUUGUUCAAUGUGAUAUGCUAGUAUUCUAAUUGGUUAAGUAGCUUCAUGAUUAGACAAACUAGAUGAAAUGAUUAGCGGCUACACUGCAUAGAUUAUACAUGCAUCACCACACAUACAUGCACGCGGAUGUGGGGUACACUCAACUUCAAAGCCCAAAUGAAUAGGAACACGUUUUCUGGCUAGCAGAAAAAGAAAACCGUUGUUUAUCUUUCUUGCUUUAUUUGAGAGUGUACAGUAAAAGGGAUUUUUUUCAGAUUAUUUUUAUAUUAUUUUAGCUUUAAUUGUGUUGUCAUUCAUGAAACAGAGCUGCUCCGCUUCUCUGUCAGAGAUGACAAGGGCUUUCUCAGCAUCUUGUUUAUGUGUGGAAUUUAAAAGAAUAAAGUUUUAUCCCAUUCUGUGUGAAUGGUUUGAACAAUGAGCAAAGAAUCCAUGCAAACCAGGUCAUGACUGAUAGACCCCAGGGUGGGGAUGGGGCUUUGCAGGGUUGGGAAAUUGUCACAUCCGUGUUAAACUUUUUGGACAGUCUGUGAUGUCUUGACAUUGGUUCAUAGAUGUGAAACAAUUGAUGGAGGGAUGUGUUGUGAUUAUUAGGGCAAAAACUGACACAAGCUAAAAAGAUAAGUACUGCUAUACCAACUACUAGGUUCUUAGGAUGCAAAUAAUGUUUUUGAGCUUUGAAAAGACAGAUACUGUGCAAUAAGCUUUUUUUCUUAUAUAAGAAAAUGAGCAGAGUAAUUCCAAUGAGGAAAAGGCCAAAUAACAGCUGACUUGAGUUUAAUUGAAGGACCAGUUCAAGCUUAUCUGGUUGAUUUAAUUUAAUCGCUGAAUCCAUUGAUUAAUCAUUGAUCCUUUAAUGUGGUUAGAAUAAGAGGAAAUGAGCAUAGACCUUAAAUAGACUCUAAAUAAUGCUUCCAAAGCACUUUUAUCUUGAUACAGAUUCAUACUUAUGUUCAUCUGUGAGAGAACUCAGAAUUUUUGUUUACAAGUUGAAUGUCUAAUAAAUAGUUUUUAAAUUGGCUACAUAUAUUUAAAGGCUUUUCCAACCUUUCUCGUGGGAGGAGAGAAAAACACUUUAAAAAAUUCUGGUAUUACAGGUUUAAUACAGUGUUUUUAACAUCUCAGCUUAAUUGCUUAAUUAAUUAUAUGAAGAUAGGAGGCUGGACCACUAGCCCAUGGCAAAUCUCAAUCCUACCAGAGACUUGACUGCCACAUAGAUAAUCCUACUGUCAGUUAACAUUCCAGAAAAACUUGGGCAGGCAAGUUUUUAGAACUGCCCCCACUAUGCUGCAGUAGAUUAUCUUUCUGUUGGAGAUUUUCUACUGCAUUUCAAUCCCAUUAUGGUGAAAACAUUUCUGGAUUGAAAAAAAUAUAUAUAAGUGCAUGCAAUUUGAUCUGAGUAUCAACCCAAGUCUAGGAAUUUGCAAUGAAAAACAUUCUAAUGAAAAAUGCUCUAUUCAUAGAACCGAAGGUUUUAUCUGGGCCUUCUAGUUUUGCUAAUGAGAAAAGAGUAGCUACAAUGUUAUUUAAAUCCAUGCUAGGCCAAAGUGCCAAAUUAAAAUCAUGUAUUGAGGUUUUUAUUCCAGAUCAUUUACUCUCCUCCUUCUAAUCACACUCUACAAUAAAAAUUAGGGGGGAGGGAUAAUACACACAUAUAUCUUGCUUCAGGGGGAAGGAAGGAUUGAUUAGAUCCCUCUCACUUCCUCACCUCUCUGCUAAUGUAGCUCAGGACUGAGUCAGAAACUUCAUUUGAGUCGGGGUUUUGCAGAACUGAAUGGAAGAACACUUCUGGGAAAGAGAUCUUCAGAAAUUAAAAAAAAAAAAAAUCAGAUGUGGUAUCUUUAUGAUAAAACCUGUCACAUCAAAGAAACAAAGCACCUGGAGUCCACUACAUGGAGUAGAAUGCUCCAGAGAAGUCUGGCCUCGUUCCCAGACUGCUAAAUUACCUGGGAGAGACAACAUGCUCAGGUUACUAUCUUUUCUUUAUCCUGAUAAAACAGCCUCCCCUCAGAGACUAUGUGUCGUACAGCUGUCCCCUCCAGCACAUUCUGAGGACUUCUUCUCCCCCUCAGAGUUGUUGGAUUGGCCACGUGCUGAUUCAAGAGAGCUGUUAAUAGAAUAGAGAAGAUCCAGUAGAUUUUGCCUCCCAGAGCUCAGCACUCUUAAGUUGUGUGUGGAUGGUCCAUGCCUGUCUCCUUUACACACUUAUUUCCCUGAAAAAGUUUCCAUCCCUAGAGUGUAAUUGUGUAAAAAUUUCAUGAUGAAAGCCCAGAACUUUCCGGCAGUCCAGUCUUUGUUUCCAAUGAUACUUUGCUAUCAAUUCAGGAUGAUAGAGCCUAUGUUUGUGCUGUGAGCCACUGUCUCCUGUGUUAAGUCUUUCUCUGUUUUGUAUACAAGGUCUGAUUCUUUGGCCCCAGACCCAUCAUGAAGAGAUUUUGCUAUCGACCCACAGGGUUUGGCCUGUAGUACGUAACACACUAAAGUGAGAGCUAAUAAAGCAACGAUUCGCUCUUUUGUGCCAACCAUCAGUAUGAAGUGUUAGGUCCCAGUUUUUCAAUAAACCAACAGCUUCUGUCUGCUGGUACCCAACACUUAAGUAAAACAAGUGUCAGGGCAUUUUUCUGAAUGCCAGUUGUGACAGACUCCUGAUUAUAAACCUCCUCCUGCCAUGUGGCGGAAUCUAUAGCUAAAGAAACCAGUUAAGAACACCUGCGCCGAAUAUCAAAGAAUAUUCACAAGCCUGUUGAAUUACUCUUCUCAUCCUCAGAUACUUUGAAAAUUCAGGGCUCACAGAGGAGGGGAAAAAAAUCCCCAGGCUUCCCUUCCUCCAGAAUUAUACUUAGAAAAAAGCGGAACAGAAGUUGUUCUAACAACAGAAGAGACUAUGGGAGCACACUCGUGUGGGUUUGAGAAGGUCUUAAGAAGGGCAUUUGGAUCUCCUGUUGGGCAGACAAAAAUCUUGCAGUCAGGUAUACUUCAGUGGAACUGCAAACCCAAACUACACUCUAGUCAACUUUUUCUGAAACAACUGGUUAAAUGAAAGAGACUGGUCCCAUAUGUCAGGGUCAAGCCAUAACUGCAACCCAUUUAGGCCAGGAUUGCGGGGUCCUGACUCACGUUGGUAUUUAAACACUGCUACUUUCCCAACGCUUGGCAGCACUUGAGACUUCUCUCAGUGGGCAAGGAUCAAAAACUCUCCAGAAGUAGCCUAAUAGUGGUCCCCAGGCACAUCAUUUUCAGACAGAUCUGACUGGGCUCGUUCAGGUCGGAGGUUGCUUGCUGCUAACUUGAAAACAAACUGGGAGCUUCAGCCUCUUCCGGGGCCCAGAGCCCAUAGUCAAACGUUCACCCAUAGAAGCCUCAUAGAGCAAAUCACAGCAAUGUUGGAAUUGUUAUUUUCAAGUGCUUAUUUCACGACAUUCAAAGAAAUAUUUUUUCUUGGUAUAUUAAAAUUAAAAAUAAAAUCGUAACUUUUGAUUUAAAAACCAAA